AUGGCCACCUCUCACUCGGUGCCGCAUCGCCGCCUCCAGUCGGGCGGCUACCUCCCCAUCGAGGACUAUGGCAUCGUCGGCAACAUGCACACCUGUGCCCUCGUCGGCCUCGACGGCAGCAUCGAUUUCAUGUGCUGGCCAGACUUUGACUCGCCCUCGGUCUUCUGUCGCCUGCUUGACAAGAACAAGGGCGGCUACUUUGGCAUCUCUCCAGCUCCAGACAUUGGCUGCACCACCAAGCAGCAGUACUUGCCCUCCUCGUGCAUUCUGCAAACGAGGUACAUUCACGAGGACGGCGUCGUGGACGUUGUUGACUUCUUUCCCCGGCCCAAGAGCGCCAAGGUCAUGACCAAGGGCUACAAGCAAAACGCCUAUCGCGAGGCCACGAAUGUGCAGGAAGAGCUCAAGAAAUGGACCGUACGACGAGUGGAGUGUAUCCGCGGCUCGUUGCCCAUAGAUGUUGAAAUAUUCCCUGCUUUUGGCUAUGGCUUGGAGCCACAUCAAACGACUCUCUUGUGUGACAAACACACUUGUGAGCGCCGCCAGAGCAAAAUGGCAACCUUCCACAGCAAGCAUGUCCAGCUUCAACUUGACGUUGCGGUUGACACGUCAGCCGGCCAAAGCUAUCCGGAUAUUCCGUUCCAGAAAGUCAUGAGAGAAGGCAUGCUUGGCGAAGGCAUCACAUCUCGCUUCACUCUGUCUGCUGGCCAAUCUGUUUCUUUCAUCCUGCGAAAUGACAUUCCCAACCACAUCACGGAAAUCAUCACAGACGAAGUCUUGGACAUUCAGCAGCACGAUACGCAGAUGUUCUGGUACAACUUCAUCUCCCAGUCCAAGUACAAGGGGCGAUGGAGAGAAGUCGUUUCUCGAAGUCUCAUGAUCUUGAAGUUACUUACAUACGUAGAACCCACUGGCGCCAUCAUUGCCGCCCCUACCUUCUCACUGCCCGAAGACAUAGGAGGCGUGAGAAACUGGGACUACCGUUACUCUUGGGUCCGAGACUCCAGCUUCACCAUCUACAUCCUCCUCCGCCUGGGGUUCAAAGCCGAGGCGGACGCCUACAUGGAGUUCAUCAUGGAGCGCUUUACUCAGUCGGUAGGGCCAGAUGGUGGAUUGCCCAUCAUGUUUACUAUUCGCGGGGAGACUGAUAUUCCUGAAAUCACCCUGGAUCACUUCGAGGGCUACCGAGGCAGUGCCCCUGUCCGUAUCGGCAACGGCGCCGCCUUUCACCUCCAGUUUGAUGUGUACGGCGAAUUGAUGGACUCCAUCUACUUGUAUAACAAGUACGGGAAGCCGGUAUCUUGGGACAUUUGGUGCGCUGUUCGGCGAAUGCUUGACUACGUCUUGACCAUUAUUGGCCAAACCGACAUGUCUAUCUGGGAGGUGCGAGGCGAUAAGCAACGCUUCACCAUCUCGCAAAUCAUGCUCUGGGUGGCAUUUGACCGCGGCCUUCGGCUUGCCGACAAGAGAUGCCUCCCAUGUCCGAACAGGGCAAAGUGGCUAGAAGCCCGCGAUAGCCUUUACGAGGAAAUUAUGGAAAAAGGAUACAACAAGGAAAUGAAAUCAUUUAUUCAGAGCUUCGAAGCCAAUACCGUACUGGACUCGUCCAUUUUGUUGGCUCCUCUUGUAUUCUUCAUCGCCCCUAGCGACCCCCGUUUUACGAGUACGCUCAACCGAAUCAUGCUGCCGCCAGAGGAGGGAGGACUGACGAGCACCGGGCUGGUGUUUCGCUAUGAUACCGACCAGUCAGAUGACGGCGUGGGAGGAAGAGACGGAGCCUUCUCCAUCUGCACGUUCUGGCUGGUCGAGGCCAUGACGCGCGCAAGCAUCCACGAACCCAAGUACCUGCCUCGGGCCUUGAAUCUCUUCCAGAACAUGCUCCAGUUUUCAAACCACCUGUCCAUGUUUUCGGAAGAGAUUUCUCGAAGUGGCGAGCAGCUGGGCAACACGCCGCAGGCAUUCAGCCACUUGUCGCUGAUCAGCGCGGCUUUCAACCUUGACCGUGUGUUUGAAGGAUGGCAAGAUUCUCACUGA
This is a messenger RNA of Trichoderma reesei QM6a, 2034 nucleotides long. RefSeq names its product glycoside hydrolase family 15. Gene Ontology annotation, molecular function: hydrolase activity, hydrolyzing O-glycosyl compounds. Lineage: Eukaryota; Fungi; Ascomycota; Sordariomycetes; Hypocreales; Hypocreaceae. Gene Ontology annotation, biological process: carbohydrate metabolic process. The record is from RefSeq and is a predicted model, not a curated record. The transcript is spliced from 8 exons. The coding region runs from base 1 to 2034 and encodes 677 amino acids.